Styela clava is the source of this 3013-nucleotide messenger RNA. NCBI's taxonomy places the organism in Eukaryota, Metazoa, Chordata, Ascidiacea, Stolidobranchia, Styelidae. The record is from RefSeq and is a predicted model, not a curated record.
ACAGUAUGUGGCACACUUUACAAAUAAUGGAUGCUCUUGAUAUAUGAAAUUUUAAUUAUAAUGAUAAAUUCAAACACCUAUUUUCUGAGAUAGUUAGGCCGGGACUGUCCCUCCGCAUCAAAAGUGGCAAACCAGAGCUAUACAACAAAUUAAAAAAAGCUCAAUCUAAAAGCGCCACAAUUAGAAUCCCUAAAGAGCAAUCUGAUUCACAGAAGAAAAAUUCUACUGUGCGAUUUGAGAAUAGUUAACAAAAAACAAUCAGCAAGAAUGAAUUUUCCUCUUGGCGGCUGAUGCAUGUCGCAAUCGAUCUGCAUUAUUAUCACUCCAUACAUCGCAUGAUUUUGCCUUUUUUCCAGAACAAAUAGAGUGUUCUUAGACUCAGAGAACUGUCGUACUGUUCUGAAACUCUGCAACACUAGGUGUCAAUUUUGAAAAUUGCUUUAUUUUGAACAGUAACUGAGUAAUCACAACAACUGAACAAGUUAUGGCAAUUCUCUUGCGAUCAAUCAACAAACAGUCUCAGAAUUUUUCCAAAUUUUUGAGGCUUGAUUUCAUCAAUAAUUCGAGGCUCAAUCCCAGAUGUGUCAAUUUCCACACUAGUGACAUUGAUAAGCAAUCUUCAUACAUCUCUGACAAAGCUUACAUUAAUGGGAAAUGGAUAUCGACUGAUAAGACAUUUGAAGUUUACAAUCCUUUUAAUGAAGAAGUGAUCGGUUCAUCUGCUGAUUGCGAUGUUGGUCUUGCGGAAACUGCGAUUGAGGCUGCUGAUAAUGCACUUGGUCCAUGGAAGGGUAUGACUGCGAAAGAGCGCUCAAACAUUAUGAAAAAAUGGUAUGACUUGAUCAUGAAAGAUAAAGAUGGUCUGGCUGAGCUGGUUACCCUUGAGAAUGGAAAACCUAUUCUACAGUCUGCUACGGAAAUUCUGUAUGCAGCUAGUUUUGUUGAGUGGUAUGCAGAGGAGGGGAAGCGAACAUAUGGAAUAACUAUGCCAACUGUUCUAUCUGGAAAGAAAAUGAUGACGUUGAAGCAACCUAUAGGAGUAGUUUCCAUGAUCACCCCUUGGAAUUUUCCAGCUGCUAUGAUUACUAGAAAAGCAUGCGCUGCUCUUGCUGCUGGUUGUACUGUUAUCCUAAAACCCUCAGAAGAAACUCCAUUCUCCGCACUGGCUUUUGCAAAGUUAGCUGAAGAUGCCGGUCUUCCUCCUGGAGUUUUAAAUAUUAUCCCUUCUUCACGAUCUAAUGUUGCUAGCGUUGGAGAACUUCUCUGCAGUCAUCCAUCCAUAGCAGCUGUUUCAUUUACCGGCUCUACUGCAACAGGGAAAGUUUUGCUGCGUCAUGCUGCAUCUACAGUCAAGAAGAUGUCUCUUGAAAAUGGCGGUAAUGCCCCUUUUAUCGUUUUUGAUUCUAGUGAUAUAAAAAAGGCGGUACAAGGUGCACUAGCAUGUAAAUUCAGGUAUUCUGGCCAGACUUGCAUUUGUGCUAAUAGGAUACUUGUGCAAUCUGGAAUCCAUGAUGAAUUUGUUGCGCAACUUGCAAAAGCCAUCAAAAACGAGUUAAUCAUAGGUAAUGGUAUGGAUAGCAGAACAACUUUUGGACCUUUGAUUAAUGCAGCUGCAGUGAACAAGGUCGAAGAGCAAGUUAAUGAUGCAGUAAAACAUGGCGCCAAUGUUGUCGUUGGUGGAUCAAGAAGCAGCAUUGGGAAAAAUUUAUACGAACCCACUCUCUUGACUGGGGUGACUACAGCUAUGCAAUGUUGCCAAUAUGAAACCUUUGGGCCCAUCGCACCAAUCGUGAAGUUUCACUCAGAGGAGGAAGCUAUCGAGAUCGCUAAUAAUACUACUUCUGGAUUGGCUGGGUAUGUGUACUCUGGUGAUGUUGCACAAUGUUGGAGAGUGGCGGAAAAUCUGGAAUACGGAGUUGUUGGAAUCAACGAAGGUCUGAUAAGUGCUGCUGAGGCUCCAUUUGGUGGAUACAAGGAGUCUGGUCUUGGACGAGAGGGGUCAAUUUACGGUAUGGAUGAAUUCAUGGAAGUCAAGUAUUUGUGCUGGGGAGUGUAGUAAGUAGACAUGUCACCAACCUUAAAAGUCAUUCAUAAUCUCGUUGUAGAAGCUGCAGGAAUGAUUUGAUCUUAAUAUUUAUGCAGAUGUAAAAUUCUUAUUAUGCUCAAUCUGCUAUGAUUUAUUGUAAAUUUUAUAUGAUUAACUUAAUGUACCACCAAUCUCUGUAUAUACAUCUGCCAAACACAUUUCUAAUGUUAUUCAUUGAAUUUGAUGUUUUCUCCUGUACUCAUUUCUAUAAGAAGUUUUCACAUAUACCAGAAAUUGGUUUCAAUAGAUGAAAUAACAUGAACUUUAUGUUCUUGUGUAUAACUGUAUGUCAUAGUUAUAUUAUUUUCAUCAAUUUCUUUUUUUGCCAAAUUUCAGUAUGCUGACUUUCAAAUGUGUCAUUCCUUAUAGUGUUUUUAUAUGUAGUGUUGAGAAUAGAGAAAAUAGGUUUUGCUUUCUUCAUCUCGAAUUUCAAUUGCAUUUAUUUGUAAUUCAUCAGUAAUCAUCCAAUAACAGCAAAUAAGUGCUGUUGUUUCGUCGUUAUAUUCGGUAUGUUUUAUUUUUAUUUCGCUUUUUGGUACUGCAUUAGUAUACAUAUUGUUACGUUUAAUUAUUUUUCAAUAACAAAUUCAAUAUUAUUGUUUUGCCUUAUGCGGAUGUUGAACUGUGUAUAAUUUCUGAUUUCACCUUUAUAAUGUUACAUGAAUAUGCGAUUGAAAUAUUUUGCAAAUUUGAAUAGUGCAAUAUUGAGAUUUUAUAUAAAGAGAAGUAGGUAUUCCUUAGUCCGUACCCUCCAUUUUCCUUGUUUUCAAUGGCUCUAUUGAAUUUGACUUGAAAAUAUAAUUAUCUUGAAUUUUAAUUAGCCUCAGGUUGGUGUUUAUUGUAUGUAAUUAUAUGCUUUCUAUCACUGCUUUGUACAAUUUUCAUUAUCUCAUCAAUCAUGCAAUGAGCUUUAUUUUAAUAUUCAGA